AUGGAACCUAAGACUGUUGGACGAAAGUCGGGUACUCCUAUUACAUACCUAGUUUUGGCAGUGGCAGCCAUAAGUUUUUUGGGAGUGUUUAUUUAUCGUAAAAUGCGACCGCCACCACAUGAUCCAGACGACGAUAAUGACAAUAUUACAGAUGGGCAACAAAAUCGUCGUAGAGCAGAACGACGUGUUAUAAGAAAUCAAGAUAGUCGAGAAUUAAAUAUUGCAACUAGAUUACUUAGAGGAGGAUCAUUACCCAAAAAAAAAACCAUGUCGAUAUCAAUGAAAAAUGUUUUACUCUGGAAUCCUUCAUCGGAUCCGGAAACUCCCAAUCACGCAUUUUUCGAAAAUGUCGUUCCCCUACUUAAUUUACUUUCUAAAUCAUACGAAAUUUAUCUCAUUUGUCCCGUAUCAAGUUUUCAAGAAAAAGAACAAAUUCUGAAUUUACUUCGACACGCUAAUUUGUUAAAACCCGGUACGAUCGAUGAACAAAGGGUAUUAUUUUGUGAAACUCAAGAAGGAAAAGUCCAUAUCAUUCGACAUAUUGAAGCAAAUAUUCAUAUCGAAGGUGGAAUAAAUGGAGAAGAAACUGUUGAGAUGGUAAGAGGAUUUGUGGGAAAUGUUAUUUGGGCUAUACAAGGUGGAAUUAAAUCUAGUGCAGAUAGAAGUCAAUGGACCAAUGUUGAAAUUUGUCAAAACAUUUGGACGAUUGAUACUCCUGUCACAACUGAUAUAAGUCCUCUGGUUGUACGUUACCCAUUAUCUAAUGAUGAAGAAGGUUUAAUGGAAGUUAUCGUUUUGGACUUAUUGAUUAUUAUAUAUACAGUAUAUUACGAAUUAGCUUUAUUAAUGGAAGUUGAAGAAGAAGAGGACUUUGAGAAA
This is a messenger RNA of Diversispora eburnea, 879 nucleotides long. Lineage: Eukaryota; Fungi; Glomeromycota; Glomeromycetes; Diversisporales; Diversisporaceae. The record is from the annotation of a GenBank genome assembly.